Molecule: messenger RNA, 1385 nt
Organism: Paramacrobiotus metropolitanus
Lineage: Eukaryota; Metazoa; Tardigrada; Eutardigrada; Parachela; Macrobiotidae
Product: tyramine/octopamine receptor-like
Exons: 9
Coding region: 165-1385 (406 amino acids)
Biological process (GO): G protein-coupled receptor signaling pathway
Cellular component (GO): membrane
Molecular function (GO): G protein-coupled receptor activity
Source: RefSeq, a predicted model, not a curated record
GACAUUCUUAUGUUAUUUGUAGUAGAAUGUUUAACACAAGUCACCAGUCUCCAACUUCCUACGUUUUUCCGGUUACUAAUCUAACCUUAUGGGAAGCGCAUUACUCAGCAUUCCACAUUCAAUGGCGCCAGCAGCCAACACUGCACUAUGUUUUCGUCUCGAUAAUGAGCAUUUUGGCGGUUCUGGGAACAUUGAUCAAUUUCAUAGUCAUUGUGUCCUUGCUUAUAAUCCGUGACCUGCAUAAGGUUGAAUACGUCUUUGUUGGAAAUCUGGCGGCUGCCGAUAUUCUGGUCACUGGAAUAAUUAUUCCAGUUAACGUAUUAGUCACCGUUCGUGGACCAUCCAUUUUCCGCGAUCAUCCUUGGUUCUGCCAACUCGACGGAACUAUCUGCUCCGCGGCCUGUAUCGGAUCAAUCUGGUGCAUCACGGCAAUCAGCGUAGAAAGGUACAUAUGCAUCUGCCACUACCACUCUGUCUAUCAGAAACUGUUUACCCCGCCCAAAGCAGCAUUAAUGAUCAUUGGCAUGUGGAUCGCUGCACAUGGGCUGCAUCUGCCCAAUUUUGUGGGAUGGGGUAGCACCGCUUAUUCCGGUGACCUGUAUCUAUGCACCACGGAACUACAUGUGCGGUCGUACUCUGUUUUUUAUGGAGCCACCGGGAUUCUGCUACCCAUUGGCAUCAGUUUCUAUGCAUACCUAAUGAUUUAUCUGCGCGUACGCCGCAGUCAGGCUGUGCGUCGACACUUCAUUGGUAACAAGAGCGCAAGACCUUCGAGCACUAUUACGAGUCUACCACCGGACGCAGGUCUCAAGAACGCCAGGGAGGAGGCCACCACUACCAGUGUGCAGGAUGAGAUGAAACUGUUGAGGGCACUCUUCAAGGUGUUCCUCAUAUUUUUGACAUCGUGGCUGGUAAUGGGGAUGUUCUUCGUGCUGCGAGCCUGGAUGUACUUUCCCAAGUGGUAUACAUGUAUCGGACUGAUUCUAUCACACGGAAGCAGCGCCACGAAUUCAGUGGUCUACUUUUGGAUGACUGAUUUAUUGCAGAUUACGAAAAACGGGAAUAUUGGUCAAUGUAUUAGUAAGAGUUUUUCCGGAUGCAAAUUUUCGCUGACCCAGGCCAAUGUGAUCGUUUCCUUGCUGGUGAUCCGCGAACUGCAUAUAAUCGAAUACGCUUUCGUCGUAAAUCUGGCGGCUGCCGACCUGCUGGUCACGGGAAUACUCCUUCCAGUAAAUAUUUUAGUGACCGUUUCGGGGCCUACCGUUUUCCGCGAUCAUCCCUGGUUCUGUGAAUUGGAUGGCACCAUCUGCGUUGCGGCCUGUACCGGAUCCAUCUGGUGCAUUACGGCAAUUAGCAUGGAAAGGCUGUAUGAAAUUACGCUGUAG